Molecule: messenger RNA, 26980 nt
Organism: Podarcis lilfordi (Lilford's wall lizard)
Lineage: Eukaryota; Metazoa; Chordata; Lepidosauria; Squamata; Lacertidae
Source: the annotation of a GenBank genome assembly
GUACGUGCAGAGCGCAGCCCGUGAGUGGCGGCGCAAACUCCUCCUCCUCCUCCUCCGCGCUCGGCUCCAGCCACAGCGAGCGAGCGAGUGAGGAGGAGGCAGGCGCGCAGGCAGGCAGGCCGAGGGGCUCGCGCCGGCACUCGGCGGCGGCUUUCCCCCCCUCAGCGCUGCAGGCUGAGGCCGGGCAGGAAAGGGCCGGGCAGUCUCGGCGGGAGAGGGGCUGCUUCCCUGCCCCGCCACCGAGGCUCGCCGCCGCUAUGAGGCGGUGACAGAAGCGAGCCUCGGAGGAGGCGGCGGCGGGCAAGAGGGCGGCGGCGGCGGCGGCGGCGCUGGGCUUUGGUGGCUGACUGUCCUCCGCCCACCAGGAGCGGAGCGGGAGGCGGGCGAGGCAGCCGGGGGCCGCAGCGCUGACUGGGGUCGGCCAUGAUGAAGUGAGCCGCUCGCCUCCUUCUCCUUCCCAAGGCCGCUCGAGGAGAAGCAGGGGCGACCGAGGAGGGGGACGCGGCAACAUGGCCAAUGACAGCGGUGGGAGUGGCGGCGGCGGCGGCGGCGGCAGCAACGGCAACAGCGGCGGGGCCGGACAAGGCGGCGGCGGCGGCGGCGACAGUAACAGUGUCGGCGGCGGCUGCAGCGCCAGCAGCGAGCGGGACCGGCAGUACUGCGAGCUGUGCGGGAAGAUGGAAAACCUGCUGCGUUGCGGGCGCUGCCGCAGCUCCUUCUACUGUAGCAAAGAGCACCAGCGCCAGGACUGGAAGAAGCACAAGCUCAUCUGCCGGGGGAGCGAGCCCAGCGCGGCGGCGGCGGCGGCUGGAGGGGGCGUUGCUCAGCACCGGAGCGGCGGCGGCGGCGAGCGACACCAAGGCCACGGCCACGCUCGCUCCCCCCAGCCCUCCGCAGGAGGAGAAGGAGACGGGGCGGCCGCCGCCGCCGCCGCCCCCAAGAAGGUAACGGCGCUCCCGGCCAAGCCGCAGCCGGACUCUACCUCGGAAGAGAAGAAGGCGGCCGCGGCGGCGGCGGCGGUAACGAACAACCACGUUGCCAAAGUGGCGCCAGAGAGCCGAGGGCAGGAAGGGGAGGAGGGCAAGGAAGCGGCCGCGGCGGCUCCCGGAGCCGGGAAGGCGGCGCUCCUCUACCGGGAUAAGUCCAACUUGAGCGCGGAGGAGUCGCUGCGCCCCAACGGGCAGAUGAAGUCCCUGGUGCCUCAGCGGCUGGCGCUGGAGUACAUCGUGCCCUGCAUGAACAAGCACGGCAUCUGCGUGGUGGACGAAUUCCUCGGCAAGGAGCUGGGCGGGCAGAUCGAGCAGGAGGUGCGCGCCCUGCACCACACCGGGCACUUCACGGACGGGCAGCUGGUCAGCCAGAAGAGCGACUCCUCUCGGGACAUCCGCGGCGACAAAAUCACCUGGGUGGAAGGCAAGGAGCCUGGCUGCAUGACCAUCGGGAAGCUCAUGAACAGUAUGGACGAUCUCAUUCGCCACUGCAACGGCAAGCUGGGCAACUACAAAAUCAACGGCAGGACGAAAGUGAGUGACACCCCCUCCUCCUCCCUCUCACCAUCUCUAAACCUUCCACCUGCGGCAAGUUCACGACUUUCACUGGCCGGUGAUGGCUCCCCCUUCCUCUUUAUUGAAUUCCCUAGUCACGCUUAUUUUCAGGAAUAUUAUAUUUCAGAGCAGCUUAAAAGGCAAGAUUCUCAAAUGGUUGGUGAGUGACAAUGGCGAGGGCUAGAGUCAGCGAAGGGUUCCCACAUUCUUGAAGGUUGCUAUCCUAAUGCGUAGUUAAUGUUAAACUUAGCUGGAUUUGCUGGCAAAACUUGUUUUUGCCUACAACUCGAUCAGCCCUAUCCAUAUCACGUUUUCAGGUCCACAAGGGAGGAAUGCUGAGAAUAUAUAAUAUUACUGCGUUGAUUCCCUAAGCAUAUAAUUGAUACUGUUGUGAUUGUGCUACACUGGCUUGUAGCUGUGAUUGUAAGGGGACCACAGUAACUUGAUACUGCUUUACUAGUCAAAUCAGAUGGGUGUGGUCAGGGAAGAAGUAGUGUAGGAUCCUUCCAUUCAUAAAGAGCUACUACACUCUGUCCAUCAGUCCCAGCAAAGACUUACUGUAUUUAUAGUCAGCUUGAGAGCCUGACUGCUAACUGGUAGCUCUACUGCUAACUUUUAGGCUAUUCGCUUCUGACUUGCAACAAGUGGAGGUAUUAUAGUCAGGUGUUUUUUUAAGCACUAAAAACUAUUGAAAAUGAUAAAAGUUUCACAGAGUCCAGUAGUCCAGGAGAAUAAGUCACAAAAAGAUGAUAUAGUAGUGUGGCGUAUUGCUGGAUUUGUGACACUACUGAAUCAGUUUUGAUUGUGCCAUGUUCAAAACUGCGUGUGUAUCUCCUCAGUUUGGUGUCCCUGAUUAAUUAGCUUUGAAAUGAACCAACCUCACACAUUGUUGAUGUUCCUGGAGGUUCAGUGCCUCUCCUCCUAUUUAUCAGGGUAUGUGUAGCAGAGGUGUGAUAAUAUUUACACACUAUCAGCAUUUAAAAUAGGAUAUGUUGGCCAUCAUAUCAAAGUUUCAGAUGCCAGGAGCAAUUCAACACUCUAUAAUAAUGUAACACUACUGCCGAUACUCCAUCAAAACUUUAGUGCUCAGCACCAACAGUAGUCCUAAAAAGCAAACUUAGCCAUGUUGAUCCAUAAGGGAAAAAACUCCAAAAUCCACAGUUGGUCAAGUACCUUUCUGAGGACUAUCCAGAAUGUCACAAAAUUGUGGCAAGCUUUUGGAUUCUCCAGAAUUCUUAAUUAGGCAAGAAAUAACGUUUUUCCUUGACCCCACCCCCUGAGUUGUAUAACAUCUUGCCUGAUGGUGAAUUCUGGAGAAACCAAAAGCUUACUGCAGUUUUGUGACACUUGGCCAGCUAUGGAUUUUGGAGUUUAGGGAUUAUGUAAUUUUACUAGCACAGUAAUAUUUCAUUUUUAAAGCUAGGUAUUGUGAUAAGAAUUAAAAUCAAGAUAGUCACAAAAUAAAGCUAUUGUUAAGAACUAUGUGUUUCCUCAUAUAAGUGUUGUCACAAUCAUACAUCAUCACAUGAACAGUAUUGUGACUGGAUAUUAUCAAAUAAAAUUUCUCUUCUGUGGUUCUGUCAACCUAGCUGGAGGUGGUACAACUGCCAGUAGUAUCUAGGACUACUUCACAGUUGCUUUUUUCUGACCUGUAACCGAUAUGAUAAGGUUGGGUGAGAACUGAUAUCUGAAACUAGUGCAUGUGCCUGAUAGUUCUGCUCCCUCAGCAGCAUGUAGCAAAGCCCUUUAAGGGGAACCAUUUUAAUCAGAAUUCAUGUUUACUAAAAAACCAACAACUUAACCUUGAGAAUAUAUACUAUCUAGGAAGAUGUUCUGAUCCCAUCUACCACUGUUAUAAAAAACAUGCAAAUAAAACUGUCAUUUAACAGUUGUACCUGCAUGUUCAGUAUGAGACAAUAUGAUAUACUAGGCUUUAAUUAAAUUACAAAAAAUUAGCAGAAUUGUACCUUUACUAAAUAUUAGUGGAAACUAUUUGUGCAACAGUGUUUGGCAUGAAACUCAGCAUGACUAAUUUUAAAUGUGAACAUUGAUAUAAGGUAGCAACAUACCUAGACAUUACAGGGAGCUGAACUUCUUAAAUCAUCAGAAUAUCAUUAAGAGAGAAAGGCUCUAUAAAUCCAUUCAAUGUCACAAGUAUGCCUGCUACAUCUUGGGGCUGUAGAGGGGCAAAGGAUCAUCUCAGAUUUCUUGUUGUGAAUUGUGGAGCCCUUCAGUUAAUGAAGCAAUAUUCUGAAAUAUCUCUAUUCUAAACAUUCUGAUACAGUUUCACCUUUAGUCUUCUGAUAUGAUUAGCUGUGCCUUUGUGGCCUGCAUAAUCUGCUUAAAUGCUGAUUCUAUAUUCUGUUGACAGUUACCAUAGACUUGCCCCUUUAAUUUAACUUAUAAAUCUCUGUACAGGGACCACAUUAUAUUUAUAUUUUGAUACAAUAUCUAGCAGGCUGCUAGCAGUAAAUAAAUAAUGUUGCAAACAGUGUUAGAAACAGAUAUGAAAGCUAGGAGCUAAAUGGCGUAUUAAACCUAAGUUAUGGGCUCAACAAUGGAAUGUCUAGGCGCAUUUUUUAAUAACAAGAAUACAAAGCUGAAAAUAAAUGAACUACAGCUAAAAUAUUGUGUUCAUUUUUCACAUGGUCUAGUUCUUCUCUUGCCCACCUCCCUAAUAUUCUUAAUAAGGUCUCAUCUCUAGCCUUCAAAGAGUAGCUGGAAGUGGAGAGGCAGAAAAAGGUCCUUCUUUCCUUCCACUUUGCAGUUUUAAUCUGAAAUCUUAGGUGCUGUACUGCACCCAGAACUCAGAAACUGCUUAUGUUAAUGAAAUUCCCUGUCGCAAAAUGCACCUAGAACAAUGGGAAUUUCAAACACUGAUUGGAGAUAAUGUGAAACAUCAUAACCCCCUUCCUUGGGAGUAAGUCCCAUUGAACUCAGUGGGACUUAAUUCUGAAUUGACAUGUAUAGGAUUGAACUGUUAAUGCGCUCUCCUAAAUUGUGAGACUUGAGCUAUACAAGCACCCAGGCUUAAGCACAUGGGAGCUGCUGAGGUAGCCAUCCACAAAGUGCUAGGUAAGAAGGUGCUUAACAUAUACAGUGUAAAACUUCCUCUGCAAAAAAGUUUGCCAAAAAAAUACAGCUUAUUAAGCAGACAUUACUGUACUUCCUUUAAAGGCAUACCAAGCAUUUAAAUAUAAUAUGGAGCAGAGAGGCAGAUAACUUCUUAAAAGUACUGUAGGUUAAUAUGUGUGUAGGGAAAUGAAACAGGUGUAUCUUAAACAGAUUUAAUAAAAGUGUGCUUAGUGUCACAAAUGAGAGAGACCUGUGUUAACAUGUUUAAUAUUGGGGCAGUGGAUAUGUAAAAAGAAUCAGACUUAGGUUAGUCCAGUCUUGCAGACAAGUCCGCAGAAGUGACCGGUCCUGCUAUGAAAGCAAAUAUGUCAAGUAGAUAAGUCAAGCAUGAAAUUUAAAACCCCCAAAGAAGACUGGUAUUAGUAAAAAAUUUCUUUUGAAGGUGUAUGGCUAUUUACAGGCCCCAGGAUUAGUAAAAUAUAGGUGGUCAUUAAAAUAGCUUUAACUUAAAAUCAGUUAGAAAUUUUUCUAAUACAACAGUGCUUAACUGCUUGUAAACAUCUUUUCAGGACACUAUUGUGCAGAAAUUCCAUUUUUGAAUAUUUCCUUUGACAAUAUUAUUUCUGUAUAGCAUUAUGUUACCUUAAAGCAGGCAUGGUCAAACUCCGGCCCUCCAGAUGUUUGGGACUACAAUUCCCAUCAUCCCUGACCACUGGUCCUGUUAGCUAGGGGUGAUGGGAAUUGUAGUCCCAAACAUCUGGAGGGCCAGAGUAUGCCUAUGCCUGCCUUAAAGGGUAUUUGACUAUUCAUAAUGAGCAGAUACCUGAUUUGUGUCUGGGGAACUGAAAUAAAGAUGUCCUUUUAAAAAUAAUAAAAGAAUACAAACCAGUAAGAGCCAUUUUAAAACUCUCAGGCACUUGUCACCCGUUGACUUUUCCACUUGGAACAGCUGCCAUUACCACCAUUUCUCUCCGUCCUAUACAAGGCUCCACAUUUUGGUGAGGCUUAGUUUUCAGCCCAAAAAUUGUAGUUGCCAAUCCUGUUCCUAACAGUGUGCUGCACCUCUUGGAUAUUUGGAAGUUGUAGAUUUUCAAGUCUAAUAGACCAAUGCAACUAGUCUGUGUGUUCAGAUGAACAUGGCACUGACAAAAGGCAAGUCAACACAUUCUGGGUUUGCUUAGUAUAUGGGGCAAGAGAAUACAUGGUUCAGUGGUAAAGCGCAUGCUUUGAAUGCAGAAGUUCCCAGGUACGAUUUCUCAAACUAGGGCUUGAAAAGACUUCCGCCUUUAACCCUGAAGAGCUGCUGUUAGUCAGUGUAAGCCAGCUUUCUCUAACCGAGGUGCUCUCCAGGUGUUUUGAACUAUAACUCCCAUUAUCCCAGUCCAUUGACUGUGCUGGCUGGUGCUGAUUGGAAUUGUAGUCCAAAAUAACUGAAGGUCACCAGGUAGGAGAGGGUGGUGUAAACAAUACUGAGCUAGAUGAUCUGAUGCUAUGUAAGGCAUUUUACUUGCGCCAAACCAAAAUAUUACCCUUGUACUACUUCUGGAGUUAUUUGUUCUGGAUCACUGUGGCUACCUGCAUUUAUCACAUCUUGCUGUGAGCAUGCAGUUUUAUUGUGUUGACUCUGUCAUUUAUUGUCACUUCCUAACCUCUGUUUUAGAUAUAUGCAGGAAACACCUCCUUGUUUUAGUUAAAUAGGUAUAAAGCCAAUAAAACUAAAUGGUCUUGAAAGGAAUUUAAAAAUGUCUUCCUGUACCCAGUUUGAUUUGUUAGGUUAUAGAUCGGAAUUUUAAAGAAGGUUAAAAGACCUUUUUGCAAGCGGGCUACUCUGAGCCCAGUUCUGUAACAGGCCAUUGCUGAUGAGGUGAGACCACAGGUUUUGGGUUUUUUUGGCUUGGAAAGCCUUUUAAUUGCCAGGGCAUGUAACUUCAGUGGGUAGUACUGUGGUCCAGAUAUUGAACAGUGUCGAAUUUGAAUUACUGCAUGUUUUCUUUAAUUAGCAUUCUAGUAAAUGUGGUUGACUUUCAGUGCAAUGAAAGUAUCAGUUUGUACUAGAGCUUUGUUUGCAUUAUUGUCUCCAUUUCUCCACUAAUUGGUUAAUAUUUACCCCAAAGUAAAAUUAAAAUAAAAAAAUCAUUAAAUAUGUUAUUAUUGCUUAGAAUUCUAGAGUUGGAAGGGACCCUAGGGUCAUCGAGUCCACCCCCUACAAGGCAGGAAUCUUAACUAAAGCUUGUUAAUUGAAAUUAAAAUCCUAUUGGUCGGUUGUGAAGGAAGUUGUCAUUUAGCCUUGUAAAGAAAAACAAACGAAACAGAAACCUCACAAGUUGAUAAGAACAGCUUGAGCUAAUAAAAGUUCAUAUAACUUGCUAAAUAAAAUGUUAGUUAAUAUUGAUAUUGGUUGACUAGUUUGCUGCAGGUUUGCUGCAGGUGUGGACUUGGGGCUGUAGAGAUGAGGAUUAGUCUAAAAUAGUGGCUGAGGUUAAUUAAUAUUUUGCUGCUGCUGCUGCUACUACUACUACUACUACUUGAUUUGAUUUUGAUUUCUUACUUUCCCAUCACCAUAAGAUUGAAGGGCUGAUUACAACAAUGUAAAAAUAAAAAGAUUUAUGGUAAAUCAUUUAAGACAAUUUACAAUCAGAAGAGCAGGAUGGGUCCUAAAAAUAUCUCUCAUGUGUCAAAGGCCAUAGUAGAGAGAUGUAUAUUCAGCCUAUAAUGAAAGUUGUAUAAUAAAUGUUCCAGAUGUACCUCUGUGGGAAGAUAAUUCUGCAACUUAAGGGCUGCCACAGAGAAUGCACUCUCCUCAGACACGCAUCACCCCACAUUUCUCGAGGUGGUUUUACUUAUUUUACUUACAUUUAGUAAACAAAACUUUUAAAAGUACCCAUGUUAAUUUUUUGUAUCAAUAUACAACAUGUAAUUGACUAGAAAUGUGUGGGGGAGAUAAUACAUUACAUAGAUUUUUAAUUGCAAUGCAUAUAUUCUUUUGGGCCUGCUGUCUGACCAAGGGGUUUGGUUAUUGACAACAUAGUUCACCUUGGGAAGAGACCUCUGAAAUCUCUAUGAUUUUCCUCAUUAUACCCAGGCAUGUCCAUCCUUAAGGUAAAGGUAAAGGGACCCCUGACUAUUAGGUCCAGUCAUGACCGACUCUGGGGUUGUGGCACUCAUCUCGCUUUAUUGGCCAAGGGAGCCGGCGUACAGCUUCCGGGUCAUGUGGCCAGCUUGACUAAGCCGCUUCUGGUGAACCAGAGCAGCACACGGAAAUGCUGUUUACCUUCCCACUGGAGCGGUAUCUAUUAUCUACUUGCACUUUGACUUGCUUUUGAACUGCUAGGUUGGCAGGAGCAGGGACCGAGCAACAGGCUAUUGAUAUGCUAAUAAAUUUUAGCAGCCCAUAGAACAGCCCAAAGAAGGCUAGCACCUUCAUUAAACACCUUUAGGCACCAGGUCAAAACCUUCCUCUUUAACCAGGCCUUUGGCUGAUUGACAUCAGGUGCCCUUUUAAAAUAUGUUGUGGAAGGGAGGAUUAUUAUCUUUGUUUUUAUAAUGUAUUUCUGUUUUUUAUAUUGUGAUUUUAUGUUGUGAACUGCCCUGAGAUCUAUGGGUAUAGGAUGGUAUACAAAAUUAAUUUAUAAUUACAUUAUAUAGUGAUUCCGCAACCUGGAAAUAGUGAAGAUUGUCUAAUUGUAUUUGCAAUUGAUAUCCAAUUAUUGUUAGUAAUUAAAGCACUUGAAAAAAAUUCCACCUCACAUCACUGCUCCCUAGAACACUUUAUUGGUGGUUUGAACUUUGUAGAACAACUGCUCUUCAUCCCUUGUUCUGUGAACAAGUUAUGCCCCUCUGCUGAUAAAAUGUAGACAUAUAAGCACUGUUUUUUAUUCCAUUUCAAACUUGAGCUCCCAUUCAGAAAGUAAAAUCAUAUUUAUUUGAGAGAGAGAGAUUGGAAAUGAAACUCUAAUUGAGUGACAGUGCUGAGUAAUUCUUAUAAAAAGAAUUAGAUUAUUUGUAAAGCAUCUAAAACUUUAUAUAAACAACAUAAAACAGUACCAUCUCUAUCUGCAGACUUGAAAUCUAAAUGUACGCAUGAUUCAAAAGGAAAUAUGGAAGGGAAAACAGCCAAAUUGUGCACUAAUUCUUCAUAAGUUACAUAAUGCGUAAUAAAUUAGAAAAUGACAAUGGUGCCUAAAAUUAAUGUUUGUUUCUCAGACCAUAGAUGAUAAGAAUAUCAAAGAAGUAGUUCCUGUGAUUAUUUGUCAGUAAUUUGCUUCAUUAUCAACCUCUUUUUUGUUAAAAAGGAUGCAGGAAUUGCCCUCCAUUGCAUAGCCUUGAUUUGAUAAAAGCCAGAAAUGGAACAUAAGGAAUGUUGCUGUCUUAAGAAUGAAGAAUGUUGGCAGAGGAAGCCAUAGACGAGCUUUGGUAUUGCUUGUACACUGCUAACCUGGCUUUAAUCAGAAAUGUUUUCUGAAGUUCAAACAGUUGGGAUACGAGAAUGUGGUUUAAAGGAAAAUGAUAGUGUUAGCCUGCCAGCUAAAAGAUACAUCGUUUGUUCUUGCUUAAAGCCUUAUUUAAUCUUGGAGACCAGCCAUAUGUAUAGAUUCAGUGUUGUAUAGUGGGAUAAAACUUGACAAUUGUUGGCAGUGUUUAGACUAUGCUCAACCACAGAGAUUGCUGCUUGGGCACUCUGCUCCAGCAGUCUUCCAUUAGUUUUGCAUGCCCCUUGUUGACAUUCCUCAGUGAGUCUAUAAAUGGGAUCUAGCCUGAGUGUUUUAGGAUUUAAGAUUAACUGUAUUGAAAACAUAAAUACAACAUGGACUGCUGACUUACAGCUUUGAAGUUUGUAUAAACUUUAAGCAUAUGCCCAUCUAAAUCUAGUGCUCUUUUCUAUAUGGUAACUGUUGAUUUGAAAUAGCCCAUAUUUGGCAGAUGUUUAGUUAGUAAAAAGCUGGCCAAAAAACAACAAAUAAAGGUGUGAGUUUCCCCUUCCCCCAAAUGUAUAUAGUGGUACCUCAGGUUACAUACGCUUCAGGUUACAGACUCCGCUAACCCAGAAAUAGUACCUCGGGUUAAGAACUUUGCUUCAGGAUGAGAACAGAAAUCGUGCUCUGGCGGCGCAGUGGCAGCAGGAGGCCCCAUUAGCUAAAGUGGUGCUUCAGGUUAAAAACAGUUUCAGGUUAAGAAUGGACCUCCGGAACGAAUUAAGUACUUAACCUGAGGUACUACUGUACCUCUCUGUUUAACUGAAACAGUAGAAGAACCUCCUUCAGUGGGCAUUCAGGACCUGGAUUCCUAUAUUUGUCAAAGUGCUGAAAAAGAUUCAGAGUUGUAGCCACUGUUAGCCAUAUUCAGAAUAAAUGAAGUGAAAUCAAUGAAUGUGACUAACUUAAAUCUCCUUAUUUCAGUGGAUAUAUUCUGAUUUUGUUGAAUACAAACCACAGUUGUGUUACAGUUUAGAAGGUAUUUGUGCAGUUUAAUUAUGACAAAAUUAUGGCACUAUAAAGGCUUGAUGGAUUUAUUGUGGCACAAGCUUUUAGGGGUUCCCUAACUACAAAGAGCAGACCAUGUUAGAGCAUUCCUAGCUCAGCUGAAGAGCCACCUCUUUUUUGAAUGAAAUAGGGCUUCUGUGGACUUCCAUAGACAGGUAGGGCAAAACUUCCACUCCGUUCAUCAAAUCCAAUUUUAGAAUCAAUGACUUGCCAUUGGAUAUUUUUUCUUUUCCCUUCAUCAGUGAUGUUGACAGACCCUGAAUAGUAUAAAUUGAAACAAAAAAUUACAAAUAUAAUAUGGUUGGUUCUUUUUUCCUAAAUAACCAGGAUCCCAACAGGAGUAGCAUUAUGGGGGGACAAAUCUACUCAUGAAACUGCCAGUGUGAAAAGAAGAUCGCUUUCACUAUACAGUGGUGCCUCGCAAGACGAAAAGAAUCCGUUCUGGGAGUCUCUUCGUCUAGCGGUUUUUUCGUCUUGCGAAGCAAGCCCAUUGACGGAUUAGCGCUAUUAGCGCUAUUAGCGGCUUUUAGCAGCUUAUCAGCUUAUCGGAUAAGCAGAUAAGCGGCUUAGCGACUUAGAAAAAGAGGGGGGAAAGGAAAAAAAAACCCAGGAACUCGCAAGACAUUUUCGUCUUGCGAAGCAAGCCCAUAGCAGAUUCGUUUUGCGAGGCACCUCCAAAACGGAAAACUCUUUCGUCUAGCGAGUUUUCCGUCUUGCGAGGCAUUCGUCUUGCGGGGCACCACUGUAGUAAAGAACGAGCAGCUUUAUUAUGCAGAGAUCAUAGGUAAUCUCAGAGCACAGAUCGGUCUACAAUGCUAAGCAGAUGUUAAUUUUCAGGACCUUAUAAACUAUAUGUGCAUAUCCUUGAGUUCACGAAGUGCUUUUGAUUUAGUGGAGGCAUCUGCUAAAGGAGGAGGAGGGGGCACUAUUUUUGCUGGUUCUUUCCCUUACACCAUGGGUAGGCAAACCAAGGCCAGGGGGCUGGAUCCAGCCCAAUUGCCUUUUAAAUCUGGCCCGUGGAUGGUCUGACAAUCAGCAUGUUUUUACAUGAGUAGAAUGUGUGCUUUUAUUUAAAAUGCUUCUCUGGGUUGUUUGUGGGGCCUGCCUAGUGUUUUUACAUGAGUAGAAUGUGUGCUUUUAUUUCAAAUGCAUCUCUGGGUUAUUUGUGGGGCAUAGGAAUUGGUUCAUCUUUUUUUUCCAAAAUAUAGUCCGGCCCACCACAAGGUCUGAGGUACGCUGGACCGGCCCCCUGCUGAAAAGGUUUGCUGACCCCUGCCUUACACUGUCAGUGCCCUGCCCCCACCCCCACCCCCAACUAGAGUAGGGAGAACAGUUGGAAGUAGGUGCUGCAGGGGGAAAGGAAAUCAGCAAUAAUUGCCUCCACUCUUCUGUUAGUUGAUGUAUCUGCUGGAUCAAAAGCCCUUCCAUGGGCACAAGGAAAUCAGUUGUUUUACUUUAUACAUUGCCUUGCCCUUGACACUGUAUUUUUCUUCCAUGUCACCUUUGUGCUUCUCAUGGAAAAUAAAACUUAUGUUUGUGAGAGGGAUUGAAAUGUAAUUGAGGGUUAGCGAGAAUCACCCCCAAAGUAAUCAGAAUGGGUGACAUCCAGGAAUGUCUCCCUUCUUGCACAAGGAAAUUCUUUUUGCACAACAGGUCUUCCGUUUUCUCCUCUUUCUCCCCUCCUUUAUGCACCCCCAAAAUCUGCCCCAGAGCACAGGGGUCAUGGAGGGAAGAAGGAGCUGUGUUGUACCAACAGGUGCCUGUUCAUGAUCCCAAAUAAGGAAGCAGUUUAACAAAGGAUUUUUACUGUACUAUAUACCAAACUGUUUUGGCUUUUCAACUGUCUUGUUCACUCUGUCUUGUUCUUCUCUCCUAGAUUAUCAUCCACUCCUGUGUGCUAAGGGUUUCCACUCAUGCAAGGGCCUUCUUUUUCUCACCUCACCCCUGCAGCCCCCGGUGCUUCCAAAAUCUGCGCCAUAGGUUCAGAAAACGCUUGAACAAAUUGGGCUGUUGAGGGGGGACAGCUGGGGGAGGAAGAGCAGGUCUCAUUGCACAAGUGGAAGUCCAAUCACAAAAUGUUGGUUAUCAUCCGAAACAUUCUCUAUGGAGGCAAACACUGAGCACAUCUUCUCUCAUCCAAAGACUGACUUGCGUCCAGUUGACACAGAUUUUGGCAGAAAAUAGAGCACUUCUUAAUCAAUGUUCUCAUUUUUAAAAAUCUUCUGUAUUUGUUAGCGUAGAGGCUAAUCCUUCAUACCCCUUUUAAUGCAGCAUGGAUUUUUCAAAUCUUAGGCUUUUUUUGUUAUACUUGAAGUCUAGUUUUUAAACCCUUCCUAGUAUUUUUGAGGGAAUUUAGAAUAUAUUGAAAGUCUGAAAAAGCUCUACUAUUUGAAAACACUGCUAUUAAUUUGAUUUGUAAUGACCACAAAUAAGACUUCCUCUUCCUGAAGGAGUAAAUCAAGGGAGAGGAGAGGAAAGUAUGAGUAUUUUGAUUCCCACUGUUGGAUAGAAUCCAGAACAUUGUGUUCUCUGUCUUCCAAUGCCACAGUUCGUAGGAGAGCUUAAUUAGUACUUGCCCUAUUUUUAAAGCUGUCAAAAAUAUAGUCUCUGGGGCAAGAGAGGUGCUAUCCUGCAUGUUAACCAAUAAUUAGAAGCCAUACGGGGGGGAGGGUUUCUGGAAAUAUUUAAAGAGGGUUUCCUAUUUAAAUUUCUAUAGGCCCUUUCUGCAUUUGUUAAUGCAACAUAUCCCAAAGUAAGCAAAGUAUAACACAGUAUUAUGGUGUUCACAGAAAGAGAGACCCAAAUAGGGAGAAAAAGAAAAGAAAAACCAGGGCCACUUUGUCUCUCACUGUCCCAUACAGAGUGGCUUGCCGUUGAUGGAGUCUAAGAGUGAAGGCUCUAGAUGUCAGUUGAGCCAGGCAGGCUGAUAAAAAGAGUCUUGCUUUCUCUCCCACUCCCUUGCCAUGGCAACAAAGUUCUUAAAAUGGGCUUAAUUCUGUAUUUGGUGAGGGCCUUAAGCCACUUCUGCUGCAGCAGGUGUCUUCUGUGAACCAGGGGUGAUACCUGCUAUCAGAACUGCAAGGGUCCUAGAAGCAUGAAGACAACUAUUUAUGCAUCUAACACAGGUUUUAUUAAGUCUUGAGUCCUUUUAUUUUUAUGUCACAAUAUUCUUUGAGUCAAUCUUCCUUGCAAAUUGGUUGAUAAUAAUAAAAAGUCACACAAUUUAAAUCACAGAAACAAUGGCAAGGGCUUUACAAUUCAUAAUAUUACUGAAAAUAAUUAUUAACUUGUAAUAUUGAAUAGAAAGUGCAAUUGUUUUGCAGAAAAUUCAUGAAGUAAGUUUACUGUCUUAGCCUCACACAGCUGGUGAAAUGUCAUAUUGUUUAAGCCACUACUAUGCUUGUUCAGUGUCUGACAGGAAAAGGCCUUGUAGCUGUUCUCUACAGGGAAGGAAACCUGCUUAUUUUGACAUAAAGGGUGUGUGGUACAAAAUGUGGAUUUUAAAGGAAGUGGAAUACUUUUGUAUAUAGUAUUUUAUUCAGUUGUGCAAAUUGAAAAUCCCAAUUUUAUAAGCAGCUGAAAGUCAAAGACCGGGGAAAGCGUGAAUUAUCAGAUAAUAGUCUGCUCUAUAAAUGUGUUUCUCAAAUUUUAAAAGCAAACUAAUUUUGACACAUUAGGAGCAUGUGAACAGUAUAAGCCAGUUUGGGCAUCAUAAUGGUUUAUCAUGACAGGAAUGAGAUGCCUUGCUUUCUUACCCCCCUCCACUUCUCUUGCAUGGUUGCAUGGAGGAGACUGGAAGCUUUCACUUCCAUUUUCUAUUAACUGCUGUUUGAUAGGUCCAGACAAGACUAGAAAGUAUGAUUUAUCCUAACAAUUCUGUGUUGAGAAAUGCCAGCUACAAACCAUGGUUUAUGAAGCUGAUUUGUUUCAGCAAACCAUGGUUAAAUUGGACUACAGUUUAAGGUUUGCAUAGAUCAGGAGCCGGAGUCAGGUGUAGGUCAGCAAUAAAAAACACUGGUGUCAGUGAAGUUAACUCCUUAUUCAAAGAAACCAAAAACAGUGAAAGCCUAGUGAUCUCAGCUACUCUUCUCAGUAGGUCUUGCCCCAUGGAGGCAGCUGCAAAGACUGAAGGUCCCCACUUUUCCACAGCUGCCGAAGUCCCCUCCUCUGCAGGGUUUUUCCCAAGCAAUUGAAGAUUGUGUUUGUGCACACCUAAUCUCUGCUCUUUUCAUUUCUCUGCAUGUUCUGGUUGACCAGGUGCAGGAAGCUGGUCACUGCAGGAGAGGGAGACUCCCUGGAUUCUUCAGCAGCCUGUCUCACCCCUGUCUCCUGCCCCCCACCUCCAGCCUCUACAUCAGGACUGCUUUCUGCCCCAGCUUCUUCCUUCUCACUAAACCCUUUUGCCUGUUCAGCUUCCGACAGAUACUCUAAUACCUGCUUUAAAUUGUGUUUAGUUACUCUAUGUCAUCUAGAAUGUUUUAGGGUCAUCAAGUAUACUAAUAGCCCUAUCCUAGGCACAUUUAUUGAAAGCAGGUCCAACAGAGUUCAAUGAGGCUUGUAAAAGUGUGAACUCAGAAGUGAGUUCAGGGGUUUUUAUUGCCAGGUGAACAUUUAUAGAAUUGCAGUCUUAGCAUCCAUAGGAUUGCUUCUUAAGUCUUCUGUAGAAAUGUCAAUGAAUCAGCUUGAUAGCAGGAAAUCAAACUGAACCAGAAUAAGAAUAAUUAAAAAAAACAGAACUAAAAGAGGAAAGAAUAUUUGAAGAGUUUCCUCCCCCAAACAGGAACACCAUCUGAAGAGUCUUUGGUUUCGUACAAAGUUUUUAAAAUGUUUAUAUAUAUUAAUUUUUUAAAAUUUCAAAAGCUCACAAUUACACAAUAAAUCAACAAAUAAACACUGAAAAGAUCUAAAAAAAAGAGGGGUUCAGAAUAUGGGUAAACUUACUGCAUCCAGUGGAACCAGAUUGAAUUAGAAUGAGCUCAUAUAAUAAAACCAAUAUUUGGAAUGAUAUCUGUAUUUUGGAUUUGUUCAGGCCCUGUGCCUGGGAAGCAUUGGACAGAGAUUGGACUAGGAGCCUACCUGAAGGCAAAAACCAUUGUACAAUAUUACAAAAGAUAAAGAGCCUGCCUGUUGGAGGAAGGAAAAGGGAGAGGACACCAUUGUAGAGAAUGCCUCUCCCUCUCAGCCAGCCUCUCUAGGUGGGUGUUAAAGGCUUCAGUUGUGCUUACUUGAAUUGAAGCACUGUUUCUUCACUUUUGAGCUAAAGGUCUGUAUAACAUCUUGUUUGUUUAUUCAGCAGUGCAUCUGUGAUGGCUAGGCUUGCAGCACGUUGGGGAGAGAAGGGUGUAGCAGCCUGCUGACUUACUGUUCAGUUCCUGAGAAUCAGAGAGACAAGUAAGCAGGCUCUUGCAGGUUGAGGAACCACGAAGGAGCUCAGGAGCACUCAGCCCAGGCAGUAAGAAGCAUGCGGGGGCAGAGAAUUUCACUGCAGACAGUGUUCCACCUCUGGACUGGCGCUGGGUAUUCCUGCUUACCCUGAUAUGAGCUAGCUUUAACUGAGAAAGAGAGAUAGGGGUUGUGGUGAAGAGGGCAGUGGAUUUGCAGAGCUUUCCAAACUGUGUCGCGACACGUUAGUGUGUCAGCUGCAGAGUGUAGGUGUGUUGCGCGAACACUCCCUGCACCUCUCCCGGGACUGGAAAGGGGAUAGUUUAACCUCCGGCUUGCUAGUAAAACUGAAUUACUGUGUCGUGAAAUGAUGCAUGUCUAAAAAGGGUGUCACCAGCAUGAAAAGUUUGAAAAGCUCUGACCUAUAGAUUCUGGGCUAAGGAUCAUUAUAGGCAAGACUGAAAAUAACAUUUGCCAGUUUUACUGGGGCCUUUACAGAAAUCUGUAUUGGGAUCACACUUGGAAAAACCAUGCAGUUCUUCUUGCCUUAUCUCCAAAAGAUGCAUUUUUGUAGUGUUGAGAAAGUGGAUAGAGAAGUUUCUCUCAUAACACUAGAACCAAGGUCAUCCAAUGAAGCUGGGUGGUGGGAAAUUCAGUUGAUAAUUUAGUUGAAAAAUCCUUUGGUAGUCCCAAUCAUGUGUCUUGCUUGUAAUGAUGCCGUCAAUGAAACUUGAGGAUUUGAUAAUUUUAUCAGGGCCAGAGUCUAUGGACUUAUAUCCAACAGGAUGUUAAGCAAGGCUAAAAUUUUAUUAAGUGUCUCCUGUGGUCUGCAGGUUUACUUGGAGUAAGCCCUCUUGGUUUCACUAGGACUUCUUUCCAAGUACAUGUGUAUAGAAUUCCUGCCUUAAAGUUAGUAUCUUUAAAAUAAGUUUAUAUUUGUGUUCUGAUAUUCUAAAUUCACAUCACAUUUAUAUUUGCAGUGAGCAAAAUACGAUAGUAGUGCAUCUUAACCUGCUAAAAUUGCUUGGUCUCUUGUUUUUACUCCCAGAUAUUGAUUAUUAAAAUAAUAUUAUUUAAGGUAUGGGUCUAGUUUUGAAAGUCAGGCAAGCUCUUCUAGUUUACAUCUUGCGGUGUAUUCUUCAAUUACUAUUGUACUAGUUUCCUUUGGAUUUGAGUUUAAUACAUCCUGUGCUUGCUCCUAUAAUCACCUGUCUCUUCUAGAUUUUUUUAAAUAGUCUUUUUGUAGCAGCUGCUCAUUCCAGCACUUCCUCUUUAGCAUGUAGUGAAUUCUUGUCCAUCUACUUUCAAGCUGUUUCCUUGUUAUUAACCUUUAACCUUUUCAGCUUGUUUUGUUAUAGCUAGCAAAAAAGAGUGGAAAUAAAAGUAUUUCAUAAUUCACCCCACCUAUUUUAAAUCUAGUGGGAUAUUUAAUUCUUAUCACAAAGAAUUGGACAUGGGGGGGGGAAUACAGUAGAAAAGGGCUAGUGUUUUGUAUGCAACAGUGUAUUAACUACAGCAAAAUUACUUAAAUCUAACAGGGCUACAAGCAUUCUACAUGACUGUAAAGCAAGAUAUUUACUGACCCCUAGGAAAUAGCUUUGUUGACUGUUCAUUUGAUCUUGUAUUAUAGUAAACAUGAUGGUCAACCAUUUCUGAAACGGUAAGAAGGUGCACUUAUCUCCAGGUUUAUCUCUACAAUGACUUUUGUGUAUUUGGGACAUAACAGAAAACAAAAACAACAGAAGUGUGUAAAACGUGUUUUCCUUUAUGGUCUCUGGAUUUUCAAAGGGUGAGGUAUUCCAGCACCUUCCCCCUCUAAAUAAACGGGUAGUGGAAUCAGCCUGCCAGUUUUAAAUGAAUGAGGAAUGGGUUGCUAAUUUAUAACCACUUUCUAGAGCAGGGGUCUGCAACCUAAGGCCCAUGGGCCACAAGCGGCCCACGGGGGUCGUUUAACUGGCCCCCAAGCCGCCUCCGAACUGAGCCGCCCACUCGGCGAGUCCCCGCACGCUGUGCUAAACCAGCGCAACGCAGGGACUCACUUCCGUGGUGCCGGAAAUCGUGUCUGUGCAGAUGCAGACACUGGAAAUCACAUGCUCAUGGAGCCCAUGGACGGAUCUCCGCUGGAGUGAACCGGCCCAGGCGAGGUAAACCUUGCUGACCCAUUCUAGAGCUUCCUACUUGGUGCUUCCCCUUCCCAGGGCUUUGGAAUUCUAAUCAUUAGGCAUGACAUGAGGUUUAAUUGCAUAAAGCAGGAGUUGUGAAUGUGGUUCUUGCAGGUGCAUGUUCUCAGAGAGGCCUUUCAUGGCACCCUCAAAGUCCUCUCCCUAAAGUUUGGCUUGAAAGAAGCAUACUAUUGUAGCCAACAAUCUGUUCUUAUGCUAGUUUUGUUCCAUUUUUAUUACAGGCAAUGGUGGCUUGUUAUCCAGGCAAUGGAACAGGAUAUGUGCGCCAUGUUGAUAAUCCAAAUGGAGAUGGAAGAUGUGUCACAUGUAUAUAUUACCUUAAUAAAGACUGGGAUGCCAAGGUAAUUCUAUUUUAGAGAGGGUUUUUUUACAUGUUUGCCUUUUAAAGCAAUAUCUUGUACACCUAGUAAACAUAUGCUUUGAAGUUGUAUCCGAUCCUAUAUCCAGGGCACCUCACCUAGUGUUUGGUCUCCCUUCCACUCCAGCUAGGAUCUAAAAACAUACUUUCCUAAGAAAACUGUCAAAAAUCACACUAGGCAUGCUGAAAAUUUUAAAUGCACCUCAAGUAGCUCUUUGGAUCCUGCUUAUUAUUUUUAUGGCAGUAAACUUCUGUGUAGCUUUGAUGCUAAUGUUAAACGUGAAACAACUCUUCUAGUUCAUGUGUAAAUGUGAGGAAUUGCCUUCUUUAAUACUAAGGUUAUGAGACGCUUUCAACUUUGUUAAGAAUAUAUUUAUUUGCUAUGUUGAAAAUAAAUUAUAGAUCAUAUAUUCACUGAUCUCCCUGGUCGUUUUUGGAGAAAGACUAGAAUUUAUUUCCUCCUUCAGGAAUUUGAUAGCCAUUUGUUGUGGUGCUGACUCCUCAUUGUUCAUAUUUAACUUCAAGGAACUAUGAGAAUGUUGGGCAAAGUAUAGAAAUUGGUUAGACUAGUGGCUGGUAAUUGCCCCAAUUGAAACUCAGCUAAGCUAGUUGCUUGUCAGAAAUCCAGGGAGAGUGCUUGUUGUACCCUGGUUCUACUUCCUGUGAAAACAGGAUACUGGACUAGAUGGGGUCUUUAAUUUAACCCAGUGGAGGAGUUCCUACAUUAUUCAAUAUUUUUAAAGGUGCUGUUUAUAUUCAUUCUGUGGACCACUCAUUCAGAAUUUGUAUGCAGUUAACAAUAUCAGCACAGAGAUUUUGUUUCUCAUAAAACAGUAAUUUUUGGUUUUGCAAAAGUUCCGUUUUAUUAAUAUUGAUUAUCUAAAUAUACACUAAAACACAUUCAUUAAUGUAUGUUACAAAAAUCUGAGACAUUUUGAUUGUUCGAAUGAUUUUUCAGUCUGUGCUAGUUCAUUUUAUAGAGCCAACUUAUGAACAUAAAAAAAGAGUUUCAUUAGUGCAACUUACUUUUAUUUGGAUCACUGUGAGAAGGAAAUCUUACUGUCUGCUUUAAUUAUUCUAGAAAUAGUUGAGUUAAAAGGAAGCUAUAUGUAGGUGCUAUUGGUACAUUGAAAUUGCUGAUAGCAUCUUUGAUUGUGAAGCACUGUUUAUGUCUUUUAAGGUAAGUGGAGGUAUUCUUCGAAUAUUUCCUGAAGGCAAAGCCCAGUUUGCUGACAUUGAACCUAAGUUUGAUAGAUUGCUGUUUUUCUGGUCUGACCGCCGCAACCCUCAUGAAGUGCAGCCUGCAUUUGCUACAAGGUAAGAUGAAUGAAUAUAUACCGGCAGACUUUAGUAAGUUUAGGACAGAAAUGAGAAGGAAUUGGAAAUCUACAAAAAUUGGAUUCAUCUGUCCCAGGAAAGUGACUAGUACAAAUGGAGCCUCAGUUAUCAGAAUGUAUGACUUAUGCUUGACAAAUUUUGAGAGUUUUAACUUGCAUUGAUUAGUGGCAUGCUACGUUACCAUUAGUUAUGGAUCAACAAAAGCUCAGGUUUGUCAUGAUUUAUAGCAGGUUAGUUAAAUGGAAAAAAAAGUCAUUGUUUUAUCAAUGGUGUCAUGCAUUGUUAUAAGUUGUCGGGUUUUUUCUCCCCGAUAUUUUUUGGACCGCAGUACAUUUAGGCUGAAGGCCUAUAUAUGGGGAGUAGACAUGUCAGUUUGUUUCUCAGGUUAAAAAAAAAUUGAAUUUACGUGUCAUAUAAAGCAGAUGAAGGCAUAGGAGUUGAUCACUGAGGCCAGUCAUGAAUUGUUAACAGGUGUGUGAGAGCUAUUAUUUGGGAAGACUAAAAAAGGGAUAAAAAUAGCUGUGUUUAUAAGAGUCAACAGUUAGAAAGUAGUAGUUAGAAAGUUGGGAAACCAGGCUUCAAAUCUUUACUUGGCCUUGAAGCUCAUUUGGUGACCUUGAGCCAGCCUGAUCCAUGUAUGUCACCUUGAGCUGCUUAGAGUAAAGGUGGUGUUUGUGUAUUAAUAAAUAUGGAGAUUAGGCUUUUAAACAAGUGCAUGUACAUCUGAGUAUCAGUAGAAUAAAUAAUUUUGUAAAUGUCUCUUGAAAUAAGGCUUUACGUACAUACACUGCAAAAUUUAUCACUGCAUUAGAUUAGAUGUUUGUUUCCUGAGUGAAUGGAGUUCAGUUUUUUGGUGCUGUACAAAUGUUAAAUUUAUAAACCUUGUAAUUAACAUUCUGUUGAAGUGAAAGGGGGCAGUUCUUGGAGGUGUAGAGAUGCAACUUAGUUUGAUGUGUCUCCAAGGGAAAGAGCAGGUAGAUAAAGCGAAACCUCCAAGUUUCUUAGACUGUCCUUUCUGACCUAAUCUGUCAGGAGCUUCUCUCAAGUGCUAGACCUAUGCUCUUAGGGUUGCAGACUUCAUUUCUUACUUCCUACUUCUUCAUACGUUGUGAAAAUUGAAGGAGAGUUUGCUGGUAUAAAAUAUAUUAGAAGUAUAUAUUCUUGUUGGUUUGUUUUUUAAGCAACAGCUUUGAGUUACAGUCUGAUUCUAGGCAUGCUUACUUGGAAGUCCCAUUGAGUUCAGUAAAAUUUAGUACUUGCUGGCAAGUUUGUAUAGGAUUGCAACCUUAAAGUUAUAAAACAAGGAAGCUAUCUAAAAUCAAGGAACGUUGCUGGGGAUCACAAGCAUCGGAAUGCUAUUGCACUCAUGUCCUGCUUUUGGGCCUUUCAUAGGCAUCUGGUUGGCCAGUGUGAACUCUGGCCCAGAUGAACCUUUGCUCUGAUCCUGCAGGGGCCCUGUUGUUUUCUUAAGAAUCAAUUUGCUUUUCAUCGGAAGGAGACAUCUGUUUAGUUGGGUAAAGUCUGAAGGACCAUUUUUUUCCAAUAAAGCUGAAGAUGAUUAGAGUUGGAUGUUUCCUACUUGUCAGUGCCACCAAUUUAUUAUUAGUGCUAUUAUUUACCUGCCCUUCUCCCUAAGGUCCCAGGGCAGGUUACAACACUUAAAAACACAAUUCAAAGCAGUUUAAAGCAACUUAACAAUCACAGAAAUAAGGUGGGUCCUAAAAAUACUAAUCUGGUGUCAAAGGCCAGGGUAAAGAGGUGUGUCUUCAGCAUUCACCACAAACUGUAUAAUUAAUAUGCCAGAUGCACCUCUGUGGGAAAGGAGUUCCACCACUUAAGGGCUUCCACAGAGAAUGCCCUCUGCUGGGCCAGAGCUUCUAAGGGUGGUGGAACAACCAAUAGGGCUCCCUCUGCUAAGCUUAACACCCAAUCUACAAUUCAAUGAGGCUUGCUUGCUUGGUAAAGAUCCUUUCUCCUGUGGUUAAUAUGAAUUGCCUGAGCCAGUAGUCUGCCAAGAAUUGAGUUGUUUCGGAAAUUAGAAUUUUCAGCUCAAAGUAGUAAGUUACAGAUUGUAUUAAGUUCUGAAAAUUAUGACGUUACAAAUACACAGAAUAAGUUGACAGUAUACACUGCUGUUUAGGUGGCUCAGGUAUACGGUUCUGUCAUGUAAUUGGAGGGAUCUAAGAGGGUGUUAAAAUGUGUUGUUUUUUAAUAUAGUGUGUUACUAUUUCAUUCUUUUUAUCUUUUAAAGGUACGCAAUAACAGUGUGGUAUUUUGAUGCAGAUGAAAGAGCCCGUGCUAAAGUAAAAUACUUAACAGGUAAUUGAUUUCCCUGUUUUUUAUGUUUGUGUUCUCUCUAAAAUCAGCUGUAUUUUAGUGUGCGUAGCUGUAAAAGUAACUGACAACAGCAGCUUCUGAGUACAAUUGUACCUCGUUUUGUGGCUGGGAUCUGUUCCGGAGCCCCGGCCACUAGCGGAAAAGGACGCAGGGCAAAGUGCCGUGUCUGUGCAUGCACACAGAGUGGUUUGCACUUCUGCGCAUGCGCGAAGCACAAUUUAGCACUUCUACGCAUGCGCGAGCGGCAAACCCGGAUGUAACCCAAUCCAGUACUUCCGGGUUUGCUGGAAUGGACGCUAGACAAGGCAGACGUUCGCGAAGGCAUUACUGUACAGUGAUAUUAUAGCUGUAAUUAAUAAUGAACUUCAGUAAGACCUAUACAGUGGUACCUAGGGUUAAGAACUUAAUUUGUUCUGGAGGUCUGUUUGUUCUGGAGGUCUGUUCUUAACCUCAAACUGUUCUUAACCUGAGGUACCACUUUAGCUAAUGGGGCCUCCUACUGCCACCACACAAUUUCUGUUCUCAUCCUGAAGCAAAGUUCUUAACCCGAGGUACUAUUUCUGGGUUAGUGGAGUCUGUAACCUGAAGCAUCUGUAACCUGAAAUGUCUGUAACCCGAGGUACCACUAUCUUGAGUAUCUUGAAAUGGAAAGAGCCUUAAUUUCAUCUUAUUUCUUGCCCCACCCAUAGUGGCUCAGAGCUAGUAAUGAGUUUAAAAGGCCACACAGGGGAAAAAUACCCAACCGAAAUAUUAUGCACACUGAAGAAAAUAUUUCAGUCCUGCUUAAUCAUAAGGUUAAGUCACCCCAACCAAGAAAGCUUCUAGAAAAUUAUUAAAACAUUUGAUGCAUUAGGGGAAUGGAUUUCCAUGAAUGUGCAGCAAACACUAUUACUGUCUUUAAACAUUCCCUUAUUAUUUGAAUUGGAUGCACAAAUGAUACAGUCUGAGGUUGUGUUUAAGAUUGUGUUGAAUUAAAAUCUAGAACAAAUGAACUGAAGAACAGAUCUGUUGGAUUUUUGUCAUGUAAAAACGUGGAGAAAGGAAAGGUGUAUAUAUUUGAGAAGCUUAAUAGAGUGUUGCAUUCUCCUAAAUCAAUUUGAGGGAUGCGGGUGACACUGAGGUCUAAACCACUGAGCCUAGGGCUUGCUGAUCUGAAGGUUGGCGGUUCAAAUCCCCGCGACGGGGUGAGCUCCCAUUGCUCAGUCCCAGCUCCUGCCAACCUAGCAGUUCAAAAGCACAUCAAAGUGCAAGUAGAUAAAUAGGUAAGUAGAUAAACAGGAAGCUAAAUGGCGUUUCCAUGCACUGCUCUGGUUUUGCCAGAAGCUGCUUAGUCAUGCUGGCCACAUGACCCAGAAAAACUGUCUGCGGACAAACGUUGGCUCCCUCGGCCAGUAAAGCGAGAUGAGCGCCGCAACCCCAGAGUUAUUCGCUUUUACUGUCAGGGGUCCUUUACCUUUACCUUCAGAUCAAUUUGACUGGCACCAGAAAGGUUGAGCGUCCAUUGGGGCAGAUUUUGCCAUACUUCCAGGAGCCUUGUAGUUUUGCUUUGGGUAUACUGUUGUGCUCCAAAGAGGUGCUUCUCUGAACUGAGGCGGGGAGGGGGUGUGUGUGCUCCAGUAGUACAUGUAUGCAUGAAAUUGAGAGCUGUAUGUAUGAUUUGUGAGAGUGAGGGAGAGAUAUAUGGGGGUGAUUGAUCUAUAUGUUGCUUGUGUGCAUGUGUGAGAGAAGAAAAUCUAUACAUGAGGUCUGUGGGCUGAGGGAGAGGUGCACGUGGCCAGAGAGGGAGAGAGCUCUGUGUGGUAUGUGUUUGUGUGUGUGCGAGAGGCAGGAAGGUAUGUAUGCGUGAGUGAGAGAUGCACACAUGUGUAGUUGUGUAUAUGUGGAGCGUGUGAGUUAGGGAGAUGGUGUGGCCUGUGUGUGUGUGCGCGCGCGCAUGCGCAAGAGAGUGUGAUUGGCCACCUUACAUAUCUAACUUGUAAUGGUAUAGUAUUUCUGUGUUUUUUUAAUAACUCCCCCUUUGUCUUACAGGUGAAAAAGGUGUGGAGACUGAACUUAACAAGCCUCCUGAUUCAAAUGGGAAAGACCUUCUAUAAAGCCUUUGAUCUAGUAAUUCCCUGUGCUAUGUCCUGGUCCAUCUCCCCCUCCCCACAACAGUCCUAGGCGCUGUCUAUUAACUUUUGAAUGUGAAUAAUGAGAUAAAGGAAAAUCAACGCCAAAUCAACGUUUGGAAUAAACAAAUGAAUUAUGGGUUUCAGUGUUUCAUCAAAUGGAUUUCUAAUAGCUUAUGCAUUGUACUACAUGAUUGUGACUCUAGUCCUGUUAACUGCUUAUGUGACGAUAAGCAUUGAGAAAAAAACAGCUUACACAUGAAGUGCCCUACAUAGAAGUUUUCCAUCCUUCAUAUUUUGCCAUUCAAUCAUCCAGUUCAAUGCUAUUUAUCAUCCCCCCCUUUUUAAAAAAAAUGUGGUAAAAGUUUUGAAUUUUAAAUAAUUUUUGUAUAACCAGGUACAGCUGAUCAACAUCGAGCAAAGCAAACAUUUUUCUCCAAAAUGGCAUUUAACUAUUUUUGUAAAUUUGCUGUUCACACUGUUCUCCUACCAUGUAAAACCUAAUUUAAAUAAGAAUUGCCAGUAACUGAUGAUCACUCUGUCUUUACACUUAUGUCUGAAAAGGAGCACUUUAAUUCCCAUUUAAGAACCCAAUUGUUUUAUUUUCAUAUCUUACACUAAUUUGAAUUUUUUUUAAAGAUUGCUGCUGUAUUGUGUUUGUGUUCUCUGAAACUUUUUUUUAAAAAAAACUGAAACAGAUGCCUAUCUUGCUGUCAAUUACUUCCUUAAAUUUGUGGUUUUAUAUGUUGUAUCCAGAGAGCAAGCUUUCUGUAUCUGUGUCAUUUGGGUUUUCUAAGUGACUGGCUAGCACUAAGUGGACUUGACGUUAUCCGUACUGUCUUUUUCAUGUUGAGAACUGUGGCUGCAGUUCCGCUGGGAACUUCAUCUAUGAGAGCCAUUCAAUGUGAAUGAAAGUCAUUCAAGAACACAGCAGUACACAUGUGCAGCUCCUGCUUUUUCCAGUGGGGCUUGUGCAGAUGAAGUGCCAGGUGGACUCUGCCCAUAAGUAUCAAAUCCCUAGAACAUAAGGGCUUUCCUAGGCUUUUAGGUGCACCAACGUCCUUUCUACUACUUUAAUGGGAGAUCUCAAUCUUGACUUGUUUUCAAAAGCUUACUUUCUGCUACGUUUUUUGGUAAGGUCAUGAAACUUCAGAGAUUUCCCCCCAAAGCAGUAGUAUCCUCAUUUGCAGUUGGGUCCCUUGAUCCCCUUAUAUACUAUCAAGGGGUAUAUUUAAUGCAUUAAGACUGAAGUGCAUCACUGCAGGCUUAAUAUGUAAAUAUUUUCCUACUGCUGAGAAUUUUUCUCCCCAAAAUAACAUUGGCCUCUGAUCAAUACGAAAAUGUUUUUGACAAGGAAAAACUAAAUUACUUUUAAGUGAGGAAGCAAUAGAGAAUAAAAUUAAUGCAACCAGAUAUUUUGAAAUGUUUUAUUUUGAAGGGAUUGGUUUGUGCUCAAAAGUAACCCCUUGGAGGGAAGCUUCUGAGUUCUAGCAGCCUUACAAACACGAGCCUCCCCAUUUAAAGGCUCCAUAUUUUAUCCCUUGAUUCCCUCACUUAACCAAAACAAUGUGAGUGUACAGAAAUAUUUCUGUAUGUACAACUUUGCCUAUUUCAGCAUCUGUAUAGUUUGUACUUGUAUUAGAGACCUUUUCUAUGGAAAGCUCAGUAAUUUUUAUUAAAAAAAAAGCUUACUAUUCAUGUAAAACAUGAAAAAAAGGAUUACGUUUAGUGACAACUGACAAAAGGUGGGAAAUUCAGUAUUGUGAUAGCAUACUAAGGGAACAUCUGGCAAAAGUCUUUGGGGUUUUUUUUGUUUCCCCCACCCCCUUUAAAACGAUUAGCUGUCAAAACUUUUAACAGUUUGGUUUUUCUCUUAAUCCUGGUAAAUCCGAAGAAAACAUGUCUACUGUAAGUGCCUCUGCAAGCCUGACCAAGGAGUGCAAAUUUUCUCUACUGUCUGGUCUGCAGUGCAAUGCACUGUUUUAGGCCUAAGAAACACCAUUUCUAACUUUUAACUGCUUUUGUAUUAUGUUAAAUGUGUUAGACAUGGACAACAUAAUAAGCCUUUACAUUUUUUGUUUGUUUGUCCCUCUAUUCAAAGUAUCAACAUCUUACAUUUGUGCUUGUUGGGAAGAUUUAAAAUGUGCUUAAAUCUCUCAGUUGGUUAUUUUACAAAAGGUCACCAAUCUGGGUCUUCUAAUGUCCAUUUAGAAGCUGUUCAUGUCAGUUAAAUCUUCAGCCUUGGGCGUUACCAAGCAGGAACCUGUUUCAGACUAUUUUUAAACUGUCUUAUGGCCUGUAUAUGUGUUUAGUCCUGGUUAAAGAUAAAGCUUCAUAAUGCUAUUUUUAUUUCAUGACAUUAGCCAGCUGUAAAACACAAGACUUAUCUAGCAGGCAAAGAAAUUCAGAAUUAAUUUGCAGAUUUCUUAUAAAGUCAUGUAACUUUUGAAAAGCAGUGUUCAUUACUGAAAGAGCUCUCAAGUUGCUUGUAAAGCUAAUCUAAUUAAAAGAUGUAUAAAGGUUCUUGAAACAAUGUGGUGGUUAUUUGUAAUUAUGUAAUAUUUUUAAAGCCUCCUACACAGCAACUAAUUAGUAAACUGAUAAUGGGGUGUGUCUGUCUGUUUUUAGCAGUCAGUGACAUUGCAGCUGCAGUCAAGGGUCUCCUGUUAGUUUCAUUUAUAAACCCUGUUUUUAAUUAUCUAGCUGUGAUUGUUUUUAAAGGAGAAGGUGGGGGGGACGGACGACACAAGACUGUCAAUUGUAGCCUGGUACUAACUUGGCAUUACCAAUACAAACAUUUUAUUUUCUGGUCACGUGGAAAGGCUACCUAGGUGUUUUUCCUUCUGAAAAUAACCAUCUUGAAUUUUAGGUGUUUAGGUAAGCAUUUAGAGCAUGUCCAUAGAUUGAGUUUAGCGUGUCAGACGCAUUGUUUCAAGACUUCAAUCACUGUGGUACCACGUUGCAGGAAACUUCUCCCUCUGCUAAUGAGUUUUUGUCACACAGUGUAAACUGCACGUUGCGUGGUUGCCUUCUCAUGAUUAGAAGCAAAGGAAAACAUUUACUUGUCAGAAGAUAUUAUGAGGACCUGCUUUUAACAGCUACCUGCUGUGCCUUGUCACUGCUGUUUUCUGUGGGGUGAUAUGAGCCACCCUUGAGUAAAACCUGGUUCUCUGAC